AUGCGGGGACAAUUAUCUCUCGCUGCAAUUGCAGCUCUGACUGCAUCAGUGUCUGGCGCAGUUGUUCCUAUUGCGAAGGUGCCAGGCAGUGCUGGUGGGCCUGUGGAAGCGGCCAGAAUCAGUGUGCCACCAUGGUUCUUGAGUUUGGCAGCUGAACUUGAUUUGAUAGCACCCACCGAUACCAGCUCUGUUCCGACUGUUUCUAGCCAACCAACUACGGCCCCAUUUCAGUCACUGCCGGUUGAUCAAACACCUCUUCCUGUUCAAUCAACUCCUCCAAUUCCAUCAAGCACACCUGAGCCUCUAAGCUCAAGUAGCCCGACUGAAAUCGCGCAUCCGAGUAGUGCGAACCCGACACCUCCCACCAGUCCAUCGGAGACCCCAACAGUCAAGACGUGUCCUGGUCCAGCGCAGAGCUCGUCAGACGUUUAUUGGCUUCGUGCCCAAGAUCACAAUGGUGCGGGGGCUGGCUAUGCACCUUUCACAAGCGAACCCAACAAAUAUCCCGUGUUUCGCAACGCGAUGAACUAUGGCGUUGUCAACGACGGCUCGGGUGACCAAACAGCUCGACUGCAAAAAGCAAUUGAUGAUGAUGGAGUUGGAGGUAGCCGCAAAGGAAGUGGUGUUACUCGCAAUCCAGCCGAGGUUUUUCUUCCUGGAGGUAUCUAUCAACUUGGCAGUACGCUUACGCUGACCGUCGGUACCAUCAUUGUUGGUGAUCCAAGCAAUCCUCCUAUCAUCAGAGCCGCGCCCAAUUUCCAAGGGGAGUUCCUGAUCAUGGGUUAUGACAAGAUGAAUGGAAACCCGGAGACCAGCUUUAUGAUGUUGGUCAAGAACGUCAUUCUGGACACCAAUUCGGUAUCAUCGAGCCAGUCAAUUACUGCAUUGCAAUGGGGUGUCGCGCAGGGUGCCGGGUUAACCAAUAUUCAAGUCCGUAUGCCCACUGGGACCAGUCGGCACACUGGUAUCAAUAUCGUGGCAGGCUCGACAAUCGCAGUCACCGAUGUGACUAUCAUUGGGGGCGCAACCGGCAUAAUCAACUCAAACCAGCAAGUCAACUUCAAGAACGUCCACUUCAUCUCAUGUAACACUGCGUUCGAAGCAUCGGGUGGAUGGACAGUGCUCCUACAGGGAACCACCUUCGAAUCGUGCGGCACGGGUGUCAACAUGACAACCAACGCCCUGGGCAGCUUGGUGAUUCUGGACUCGACAUCCACAAAUUCUGGCCCACUGAUUCGAUUCUACGAUUCCUCCCACGACCCGGGCUACCAAAACAGCCAGUUCUUGAUCCAGAACCUGCAGUAUAAUUCCAAGGAGCCAAUCGCUGUUGAUACCAAUGGCCACACCCGCUUGGAGGCAACUACUUACGUUGAUACGUGGGUCUGGGGAACUAUGGUGCCUGGCGCGUACGCACCGGGCGCAGCGUGGAAUACUCACAGGCCUCCUCAACUGCUGGUCAACGGAAAAUACUUCACCAAGCCUCAACCCACGUAUGCUGGAUUCAGUGACCAGGAUAUUGUCAACGUGAAGACUGUUGCCGGACAUGUCGUCAAGGGCGAUGGUCUCACCGACGAUACUGUGGCCCUCAACGCGAUCCUAGCUCAGAAUGCGGCAAACUGCAAGAUCACAUACAUUCCUUUUGGAGUGUAUAGAGUUUCAGACACGCUCCUCAUUCCGGUCGGAUCUCGCAUCGUCGGUGAGGCGUGGUCUGUUAUCUCUGGAUAUGGUGAUGCCUUCAAGAACCAGAAUAGCCCCAAGGCUGUCGUUCGAGUCGGUAAUCCCGGCGACGUGGGUGUUAUCGAGAUCCAGGAUAUGCGAUUCUCCGUCGCUGAAAUCUUGCCUGGAGCCAAGGUGGUUGAGAUCAAUGCGGCGGGCCAGCAACCCGGCGACGUAGGACUCUGGAACACCAUGGUUAUGGUUGGAGGUACUGCUGAAACGAGUAUAUCCACCAUGUGCACCUCUCAAGAUCCUAAGGAUUGCAUGGCUGCCUUUAUGGUAAUGCACCUCACCGAGACUUCCUCUGUAUAUAUCGAGAAUUUCUGGGGAUGGACUGCAGAUCACAACUUGGACAGCAAGUCUCUUUUCACCAUCAUCUCCACUGGUCGUGGCAUUCUCGUCGAGUCUACCAAGGGAACCUGGCUCACUGGGACCGGCUCUGAGCACCACUGGCUCUAUAACUAUAACUUCCACAACGCAUCCAACGUCUUUGCAGGUCUGCUGCAAUCAGAAUCCCCAUAUAUGCAAGGAUCGGGCGAGUUCGAGAAGGCACCAGCUCCUUGGACCGUUGAUCCGCAACUAGGUGACCCCGACUUCUCCUGGUGUGGACCAAGUGAUGAGAAAUGUCGAAGUGCAUUAGCAACCAACGUCGACGGAGGAUCGAAUAUCGCUCUGUAUAAUUCAGCCGCAUGGGCCUUUUUCGACGGCUCUUGGAAUGGGCUCUAUAAUGAGCCGUGCCAAGGCAAGUGCCAAGCAAACAUGAUGCGAGUAACCAGAGCGCCACAGAAUUUCGUUUGGUAUUCGAUUAGCACGCGCAUGACGGAGGUGAUCGUGUUGGAUGGGAAGAGUAAUCCGAGGGAGGAUAAUCAUGCUGGUGGAUGGGAGGGUAUCAUUCAGGCGUAUGGUGAAUUUGCGGGUUAG
Penicillium cataractarum is the source of this 2637-nucleotide messenger RNA. Its product is annotated as glycoside hydrolase family 55 protein. The coding region runs from base 1 to 2637 and encodes 878 amino acids. The transcript is spliced from 3 exons. The record is from RefSeq and is a predicted model, not a curated record. NCBI's taxonomy places the organism in Eukaryota, Fungi, Ascomycota, Eurotiomycetes, Eurotiales, Aspergillaceae. Gene Ontology annotation, molecular function: polygalacturonase activity.